Cinclus cinclus is the source of this 1859-nucleotide messenger RNA. RefSeq names its product solute carrier family 33 member 1 (gene SLC33A1). Gene Ontology annotation, molecular function: acetyl-CoA transmembrane transporter activity. Lineage: Eukaryota; Metazoa; Chordata; Aves; Passeriformes; Cinclidae. The record is from RefSeq and is a predicted model, not a curated record. The transcript has 6 exons. Gene Ontology annotation, cellular component: membrane. The coding region runs from base 1 to 1608 and encodes 535 amino acids.
AUGGCGCCCGCUAUCGCCGCCGAGGAGGGCGGGCGGCAGCGCCGCGCCGGCACCCGCCAGCACAGCCUGGACCUGACGGGCGAGCCGCCCCACGACGGGCUGCCCGGCGACACCGAGGCGCUGCUGCCGGCACCGGCACCGGCGCGGGCGCGGGGGUACCGCGCGGAGCUGGGCAGCAUCCUGCUGCUGCUGGUGCUGUACGUGCUGCAGGGCAUCCCGCUGGGGCUGGCGGGCAGCGUGCCGCUCAUCCUGCAGAGCAAGAACGCCAGCUACACCGACCAGGCCUUCUUCAGCUUCGUGUUCUGGCCCUUCAGCCUGAAGCUGCUGUGGGCGCCCUUGGUGGACGCCGUUUACCUGCGGGGUUUCGGCCGCCGCAAGUCGUGGCUGGUGCCCACGCAGUACGUGCUGGGACUCUUCAUGAUCUACAUGUCCACGCAGGUGGACGCGCUGCUGGGCGACGGCCACGGCCGCGGCCCCGACGUGGCGGCCCUCACCGUCACCUUCUUCCUCUUCGAGUUCCUGGCGGCCACGCAGGACAUCGCGGUGGACGGCUGGGCGCUCACCAUGCUGUCCCGGGAGAACGUGGGCUACGCCUCCACCUGCAACUCCGUGGGGCAGACGGCCGGCUAUUUCCUGGGAAACGUGCUGUUCCUGGCCCUGGAGUCCGCCUCCUUCUGCAACAAGUACCUGCGGUUCGAGCCGCAGCCCCGGGGCAUCGUCACCCUCUCAGAUUUCCUGUUUUUCUGGGGAGCUGUCUUCUUAAUUACCACUACAUUGGUUGCCUUUUUGAAAAAGGAAAACCAGGAGCUAAUACCAGCAAAGGAAGAAACAAAAGGCAUCACUGACACAUACAGGCUGCUAUUCUCAAUAAUUAAGAUGCCAGCAGUUCUUACUUUCUGUGUCUUGAUUCUCACUUCAAAAGUUGGGUUUUCAGCAGCAGAUGCUGUAACAGGACUCAAACUGGUAGAGGAGGGGGUCCCGAAAGAGCACCUGGCUCUGCUGGCAGUUCCAAUGGUUCCUCUGCAGAUCAUCUUGCCCUUGGUUAUCAGCAAAUACACAGCAGGCCCCCAGCCCUUGAACACCUUCUACAAAGCAAUGCCUUACAGGUUGCUGCUUGGCCUGGAGUUUGCAUUUCUGGUGUGGUGGGCUCCAAAAGUAAAGCAUGAAGGAGGAUUUCCUGUCUACUACUACGCUGUGGUGGUGCUGAGUUAUGCUCUACACCAGAUCACCCUGUACAGCAUGUACGUGGCCAUCAUGGCCUUCAACGCCAAGGUCAGUGACCCGCUCAUCGGGGGCACCUACAUGACCCUGCUCAACACUGUCUCCAACCUGGGGGGCAACUGGCCCUCCACGGUGGCCCUGUGGCUGGUGGACCCCCUCACAGUGAAGGAGUGUGCUGGGGCCCAGGGCCACAGCUGUGCCACUGCAGCGACCGCAGAGCUGUGCACAGCAGCUGGAGGUUCCUGUGUCACCACGCUGGACGGGUACUACGUGGAGUCUGUCAUCUGUGUCAUCCUGGGCUUUGCCUGGUGGUUCUUCCUCGGACCAAAAUUCAAAAAGCUGCAGGACGAAGGACAGUCUUCGUGGAAGUGCAAGAGGAGCAAUUGAUGCAUUUAGGUGUUGGAUGGACCAGCAAGGUGGUUUUAGUUUUAUUACAAAGACAUGUCCCAUAAUCAGCACCCCGGAAUGUCGGUGUUCCUGUGCCAUGCCUGGGAGAGCUGCGUGGCUGAGGCAGGGCUGUGUGUGGCACCACAGCACAGGCUCAGUUCAGAAAGGAAUGGCUAAAGCAGCACCUCAGUGCUCCAUGCUUACCCCUGGCUUACCACAGAGCUGCUGAUUCCACAGGGCACCUCUGGGAA